This is a messenger RNA of Lasiodiplodia theobromae, 1182 nucleotides long. RefSeq names its product Fasciclin domain-containing protein. Gene Ontology annotation, cellular component: fungal-type vacuole membrane. The record is from RefSeq and is a predicted model, not a curated record. Lineage: Eukaryota; Fungi; Ascomycota; Dothideomycetes; Botryosphaeriales; Botryosphaeriaceae. Gene Ontology annotation, biological process: macroautophagy. Bases 1 to 1182 code for a protein of 393 amino acids. The transcript is spliced from 3 exons.
AUGCUUAAGCACAUCACCCUUGCGGCAUUGGCCUCGAUGGCCUUUGCCCAGACACAAGACCUCAAUGCCACACUCAGCGGCAUUCCCGAGCUGUCCAAUCUAACGUCAUACUACAUCUCGCUCCCUGACUCCCUGAGCGCGUUGUCGGCUGCCAGGAACAUCACCAUCCUGGCGCCUAGUAACAAUGCCUUCGAGCAGCUGUUGAGCAGCCCCCUCGGCGCGGCGCUGACCAACGACCCGGAUCUCGUCCAAGCCAUGCUUACCUACCACGUGCUCAACGGCAGCUACAGCUCGAGCCAGAUCACUGAGGACAGUCAAUUCAUCCCCACUCUCCUGACCGACCCUAGGUAUACCAAUGUUACCGGCGGUCAGCGGGUUGAGGUGGAGAAAGAGGAUGGUAACGACGUCUUUUACUCGGGGCUGCGGCAGAAUCUGACUUUGGGACGAAGUGACAUCAACUUCACCGGCGGUUACAUCCACAUCAUUGACACCGUCCUCACGCUGCCACCAAACGUCAGCUCGACGGCCGUGGCCACGAACCUGACGGCGCUCGUCGGGGCGCUGACCAACGCCAGCCUGGUCGGGGCGGUCGACACGACGCCGGACGUGACCAUCUUCGCGCCGGCCAACGACGCAUUCGCUGCCAUCGGCUCAGUGCUCGACGGCACGUCAUCGGACGACCUGUCGAACCUGCUCAGCUACCACGUCGUCAACGGCACCGUCGCGUACUCGAGUGACCUCCAGGGCAACCAGACGGUCACGGCGCUCAACGGCGGCGACCUGACGAUCCGCGUGCUGGACGACGGCGACGUCUUCGUCAACGGCGCGCGCGUGAUCAUUCCGGACAUCCUGGUGGCGAACGGUGUGGUGCAUGUCAUCGACAACGUCCUCAACCCCUCCAAUUCCACGUCCGGCCCCAGCGACGAGAACGACGACAGCGGAGACGUCCAGUACACCGGCGCCACGUCCGCGACCAACGUGCCCUUCACUUCCGGCGUGGCCACGGCAACGGCGACCGUCGGCGUCACCGGCACCGGCGGUGGUGGUGGUGCGACGGGCACGGCGACGGGCACUGGUGGUGCCGCGAGCGCGAGCGCCUCGGGUGCUGCCGCUGGUGUUGGCCUGAGCGGUGGGUUGAUGGGUGUGGCCGUCGGGUUGGGUGGAGUCGUGUUGGCGUUGUGA